Setaria italica (foxtail millet) is the source of this 994-nucleotide messenger RNA. Its product is annotated as rho GDP-dissociation inhibitor 1. The transcript has 5 exons. The record is from RefSeq and is a predicted model, not a curated record. Lineage: Eukaryota; Viridiplantae; Streptophyta; Magnoliopsida; Poales; Poaceae. Gene Ontology annotation, biological process: Rho protein signal transduction. Gene Ontology annotation, cellular component: membrane; cytosol; cytoplasm. Gene Ontology annotation, molecular function: protein binding; Rho GDP-dissociation inhibitor activity. The coding region runs from base 146 to 778 and encodes 210 amino acids.
CCUAUGCUGCACAGAAACAAAACGAAGCACACCACACCUGCUCCCAAUCUCUGAAUAGUGCUACCUCAUCCAUUCGUAUUAGUCCCAUUGCGUGUGCAGCUCCUCCAGAUCGACUGUGUUAGGAGUGCAAGCACGUGUUUAGCCCAUGGAUGAUAAGAAGGAGAAGGAGAAGGAGAAGCACGAAGGGACCGAACAUGAGGAGGAGGAAGAGGAUGAAGAUGGUAACAAGCGCGCCGUUGUGCUUGGCCCCCAAGUCCCCCUCAAGGAACAGCUCGAGCUCGAUAAGGAUGAUGAGAGCCUCAGGAGGUGGAAGGAGCAACUCCUUGGACAAGUUGACACAGAGCAGCUCGGAGAAACUGCGGAGCCAGAGGUCAAGGUGUUGAACCUGACAAUUCUGUCGCCAGGCCGGCCAGAUCUAGUCUUGCCCAUCCCAUUCCAGGCAGAUGAGAAGGGCUAUGCAUUCGCACUAAAGGAUGGCAGCCCCUACAGCUUCCGUUUCUCCUUCAUCGUGUCCAACAACAUCGUGUCGGGCCUCAAGUACACCAACACUGUUUGGAAGACCGGAGUUAGAGUGGAGAACCAGAAGAUGAUGCUGGGAACGUUCAGUCCCCAGCAAGAGCCCUACAUCUACGAGGGCGAAGAAGAGACUACCCCUGCUGGCAUUUUUGCAAGAGGUUCCUAUUCUGCUAAACUAAAGUUUUUUGAUGACGAUGGCAAGUGCUACUUGGAGAUGAGUUACUACUUUGAGAUAAGGAAGGAGUGGCCAGCGACCCAAUGAUGUGGAGCAGAACUCGCUUGUUUAAAUAUAUUAGAGCUCAUAGCAAAGCAAAGCAGGAGAUGCGCUAUUUCUUCUAGAAUGAUUGGUUCACCAUGUUGUCGUUUUUAUUUGUUUUGAGUGUGUCAUUUAACACUGUUCGUUGCAUAAUAUUGUUUAUCCAAUUAUAUAAUCAGUCCUGUAUUCUGAUACACAUAUAUAUUUAUGCAUUGAUAAACU